This is a messenger RNA of Jaculus jaculus (lesser Egyptian jerboa), 1350 nucleotides long. RefSeq names its product ATP synthase mitochondrial F1 complex assembly factor 2 (gene Atpaf2). The record is from RefSeq and is a predicted model, not a curated record. Bases 147 to 1016 code for a protein of 289 amino acids. Gene Ontology annotation, biological process: mitochondrial proton-transporting ATP synthase complex assembly. Gene Ontology annotation, cellular component: mitochondrion. Lineage: Eukaryota; Metazoa; Chordata; Mammalia; Rodentia; Dipodidae. The transcript has 8 exons.
GUCAUGCGGAAGAUGGCGGCGUCCAGGAGAAGCUGAGUGCUCCGGGCAGGCGGUGAGAGGUUUCCGUACAGCCGGAGCGUGCGGCUUGGGGAAAUCCCUUGCCUCGGGUUUCCACGUGGCGCGUCCACCCGAGGCCCUCGGGCGACAUGUGGAGGUUCUGCCUCCGGCUAAGGGGUCGGGAGCGCUGCCUGCUGAACCGGCCUCCUCGUGACUCCACUAUCUCAGUGAGGCCGGGGCCAGCCCCCCAGGCCCCGGCCCGGGCGUACGUUCCCCCGACAGAAAGGAAGAGGUUUUAUCAGAAUGUCAGCAUCUCACAGGGUGAAGGUGGCUUUGAGAUAAACCUGGAUCACAGGAAGCUGAAAACUCCCCAAGCCAAGCUUUUUACUGUUCCCAGCGAGGCCCUGGCCAUUGCAGUGGCCACAGAAUGGGACUCCCAGCAGGAUACCAUCAAGUUCUACACGAUGCACCUGACAACAUUAUGCAACACAUCCCUGGACAACCCAACCCAACGAAACAAGGAUCAACUGAUCCGGGCAACUGUGAAGUUUCUGGACACUGACACCAUCUGCUACAGGGUGGAAGAGCCAGAGACAUUAGUGGAACUUCAAAAGAACGAAUGGGACCCAGUCAUAGAAUGGGCUGAGAAAAGAUAUGGGGUGGAGAUCGGCUCCUCUACCAGCAUAAUGGGCCCUAGCAUCCCCACCAAGACAAAAGAUGUGCUCACCAGCCACCUGGCCUCUUACAACAUGUGGGCCCUGCAAGGGAUUGAGUUUGUAGUGACUCAGCUCAAGUCCAUGGUGCUGACCUUGGGACUGGUUGACCUUCAUCUGACCGUGGAGCAAGCCGUGCUGCUGUCACGCUUGGAGGAGGAAUAUCAGAUCCAGAAAUGGGGCAACAUUGAGUGGGCCCACGACUACGAACUGCAGGAGCUGCGGGCCCGUACUGCUGCAGGCACCCUCUUCAUCCGCCUGUGCUUGGAAAACACCACAGUCAAGCACAAACUCCUGCAGGACUAAAGCCUGGACGGUGCCACUGGCUGCACAGACUGCACAGCCAUUGCUUCCCCAUCUGUGGGCUCCCUCGACCUGCGAGGCUCCCGCAGCCUGUACCUCUGGGGCUCCUGCAGCCUGUUCCUGUGGGUCCCCCUGGCCUUUGUGACUUAACUUCGUCCAGCAUCACCGCAUCCAGCACCCUGAGGUGCCCUGGAGACGCAGUACAGUUGUUGAGGUCAGCCUGAUUCCACCCUGGGCCUCUGGCCUGGCCAUCAGUGAGGGAGGGGAAGGAGUAGCAUAAGGGACUUCAGGGACUUUAUCUCAACUGUGCUUUUAUUAAAUAUUUCUUUACGUUGGA